Drosophila santomea is the source of this 489-nucleotide messenger RNA. It is a transcript of the gene Sgs5, whose product is annotated as salivary glue protein Sgs-5. The transcript is spliced from 4 exons. Lineage: Eukaryota; Metazoa; Arthropoda; Insecta; Diptera; Drosophilidae. The record is from RefSeq and is a predicted model, not a curated record. Bases 1 to 489 code for a protein of 162 amino acids.
AUGUUCAAUUUUAAAUUGCUUCUUUUGUUGUUGGCCGUUUCGAGGUUUCACCCUGGACUAGCUGUUAAGGAUGUUAAAACCGAAGAAGAAACAGUAGCAGAAUCUGAAACUGAAACUGAACGCAACUCAACAUGCGCCUCAAGGAAUUGCAAUAUUUACUACAGGAACUACCAAUGGGCUCUUCAAGAUUGUGUCUGCCGUUGUUUCCAAAACGAAUGUCUCAUGAAAAUCGAGAACGAGCAGCGCCGAAGAGAUUGCAAAACCCCCCUUGUGCCUGUUUCGGAGGAUCUCUGCCGCUCGUUCAUCAGCAAAAAGUGUAGCGUGGGCUUCCCCGUGGUUGCUGAGUUCCCCAUUCCAGCUCCUUGUGGAUGCAACCGAAAGCCAGGAUCCAUUGCCACCGAGCGAUUUUACAGCCUGUGCCACCUGCUGAAAUUCUCAUCCGAGAACUCAAAGCCAUUCCUCGCUUAUUCUUAUUGUUGGCCGUUCUAA